This is a messenger RNA of Rhipicephalus sanguineus (brown dog tick), 2229 nucleotides long. Its product is annotated as sodium-coupled monocarboxylate transporter 1. Gene Ontology annotation, cellular component: membrane. The record is from RefSeq and is a predicted model, not a curated record. Gene Ontology annotation, biological process: transmembrane transport; sodium ion transport. Gene Ontology annotation, molecular function: symporter activity. NCBI's taxonomy places the organism in Eukaryota, Metazoa, Arthropoda, Arachnida, Ixodida, Ixodidae.
CUGGCAGGAUCACUUCACCGCAGGUCCGGUUUUAGGAACGCCGCCUGGAACCCGAUCGGCGAGUUGAAUUAUACAAACGCGCGAAAGAGGCACAGCGUUGGCAGAGUGACGGAGAGGUAGUACAGGUUAGAUGUUCAAAUCGUCGCGGGCCACUGCGUCUUCUCUUCAUUCCCGCAAAGCACUUCGGGAUAUCUGCGACGGACGUCAACGGAUAUCGAUACAACCGGAGUUGACCGGAAAGUUCAAGUCUAUUAGUCAAAGUUCAAGUUCGAGAACCGGUUAACGCACUUCCUGGGAGACGACGACCUUCAGACCUCGUAAAACCGGAUUGAAGACGAGCACCUGCGACGACGGCCAUCAAUUGACUUUGAAAACACUGCUAGAGAAGCACCCAGAAGCUGUUCAUCUUUGUGUUAAGCAGGGCAGAGACGAAUGUACUGGUGUUACCUUACGGGCCCUCUAAGUCACAAUACGUGUUAUUUUUUUUGUAUGGCUGUUCCCCUCGAAAGCCGACCACGUUAAUAUUUGACGAAUAUUGAAUGUCAUUGACAAGAAUAUUGCUCGUACUGAAUGCCACACAAAGAGCCAUAAACCUUUCCACAGGGAAAUAUUUUUGUUUAAAAGAACAUAAUAGAGAAGCAAGAAAGUAAAAAUAUAAAACAGGCACAUCAGUGAAUUUCGCGAUCAAGGCGAAGAAAUAAAAGGCAUGGACGCAUUUAUCUUUACGUGGUCAUAUCGCUGGAAAUUUCAAGACGUAUGAAAACUGGUCAACGCCAGUAAAUACUUUCUUUGAGACCCCGCAAAAGCUGUUUUGACAAGAUAAAGCAAAAUACAAGUCAAGGAGAGCGACAGUUGCUACUGGUGCACUAGAUUAGGACUGAUAUUCUUGAGAAGACACAGUCUAGAUAGAGGCUAACGCACGUGAAAGCGAUGACAGAUGGGACAUAUUGAAUAGAAGAGACGGCGUUCAUCUGCAAAGGAGGAUCUGUAAAACAAUCGCUCGUAGCCUAUAUGAUAUGACAUCGAUGAGAUGAGGAAUUGAAAGAACAAUCGCGCCUUAUUUGAAACCUAUGUCUUGAAAGUCAGAAGUGCAGACAAAAGCGGACCAUUUCACAAGUGCUUCGUCGUUGGUGAUGAACAAGUUACACGAGACUGAAUUCGAUAAUCGAAGGAGAUACGUUUUUAGAGCAAUAAAGGAUAGCUGGUUAAUUGGGACAGCUAUAGGCCACUAGCGGGAUAUUGAGAAAAGAAGAAAGAACGACAGAAAGCAGCAAAAUGCCAGCACACACAUUUGUCGCUUUGGACUACGUGGUGUUGAUUUCACUACUGGUACUGUCGGCUGGAAUCGGCGUGCUGUUCGCCUGGCGCGACCGUCGAAAGAACAACAACAGACAGUUCCUGACAGCCAACAGGGAGCUCAGUUGGGUGCCGGUGUCCCUGUCAAUGAUGGCGAGUUUCCUCUCGAGCACUUCGGUGCUCGGCAUGCCUUCGGAGGUGUUCGUGCGUGGUUCGACUAUGUGGACUGGCGCGAUAGGGACAACUUUGGCGAUCCUCAUGGCUGCGUUCAUCUUCAUGCCCAUGUUCUACAAGAUGGACGUCACCAGCAUCAACGAGUACCUGGAGAAGAGGUUUUCGUCACGGGGCGUCAGGAAAAUGGGAUCGAUAAUUUUUAUCGCACACACGAUGAUUUACCUGGGUGUGGCGUUGUACGGUCCUUCACUGGCUCUUGGAUCUGUGACCGGUUUACCGGUAUGGUCUUCUAUACUCGUGAAUGGGGCCGUCUGCACAUUCUAUACAUCAAUAGGCGGUAUCAAGGCUGUGGUAUGGACCGACGUCGUCCAAGUGGUCCUCAUAUUCACUGCAUACAUCAUGGUCAUCGCAUGCGGCUUGCAUUACUUGGGAGGCUUCGGUGUCAUGUGGCAGAACGCGAAGAAUGGAGGCCGCGUGAUAUUCACUAAUUUCGACACAAGCCCGUACGAGACGUACACUACGUGGACAAUGGUUCUUGGUUUUACCGUCACGCUGAUGGGCAUGUACUGCGCCAAUCAGACACAGGCGCAGCGCUAUACCAGCAUCGGAUCAUUGAAAGGCGCCCGCAAAGCUCUGAUGCUGAACGUUCCGGGCAUGGCGCUUAACAUGAUAAUGACUGUGCUGUCAGGGCUGACUCUGUACGCAGUGUAUGGGCGCUGCGAUCCCAGACUUACGGGAGACAUCCGCAAGGCAGACCAG